ACUUGCUUGCUCCCCCCGCCAGCGGAAGCGCCCGCGGAGCACAAUGCAGCACUGAGGCAUCGCGGCGGUGGAGGCUGCAGCGCAGCGACCGCAGUAGCGCUGGGCCGGGGCUGGGAGGGGGCUUCCGAGGCAAGCCUGGGGGCGCCGACCAAGGCAGCUAGACCCAGCUGCCCAUGAGAAGCUGAGCGUCUGCGGCGGGGUGGGCUGACAGCCAGCACCAUGCAGGCGGCAGCGGCUGCGCCCGUGCUCUUCUUGCUGCUCUGCGCCUUGCCCGCGCGGUGCGGCCGGGCAGGAGACGCCUCGUUGACUGAGCUGGAGAGGAGGAACGACAACCGCUUCCUGGAGCGCCAGAGCAUCGUGCCGCUCCGGCUCAUCUACCGCUCCAGCAGCGAGGACGAAACUCGGCACGACGCGCUCGACACGCGGGUGCGGGGCGACCCCGGGGGCCCGCAGUUGACUCAUGUUGACCAAGCAACCUUCCAGGUUGAUGCCUUUGGAACAUCAUUCAUUCUCGAUGUCAUGUUAAAUCAUGAUUUGCUGUCCUCUGAGUACAUAGAGAGACACAUUGAACAUGGAGGCAAGACUGUGGAAGUUAAAGGAGGGGAGCACUGUUACUACCAGGGCCACAUCCGAGGAAAUCCUGCCUCAUUUGUUGCAUUGUCAACAUGCCAUGGACUUCAUGGGAUGUUCUAUGAUGGGAACCACACAUAUCUCAUUGAGCCAGAAGAAAAUGACAUGUCUCAAGAAGAUUUCCGAUUUCAUUCAGUUUACAAAUCCAGAUUGUUUGAAUUUCCUUUGGAUGAUCUUCCAUCUGAAUUUCAACAAGUAAACAUCACUUCACCAAAAUUUAUUUUGAACCCAAAACCAAGAAGGAGUAGAAGGCAGCUUCGCCGACAUCCACGUAAUGUAGAGGAAGAAACAAAAUAUAUUGAACUGAUGAUUGUGAAUGAUCAUCUCAUGUUUAAAAAACAUCGGCUUUCAGUUGUACAUACCAAUACAUAUGCGAAAUCUGUGGUCAACAUGGCAGAUUUAAUAUAUAAAGACCAACUUAAGACCAGGAUAGUAUUGGUUGCCAUGGAAACCUGGGCAGCUGACAACAAGUUCGCCAUAUCUGAGAAUCCAUUGAUCACUCUACGUGAGUUUAUGAAAUACAGGAGGGAUUUUAUCAAAGAGAAAAGUGAUGCAGUUCACCUUUUUUCGGGAAGUCAAUUUGAGAGUAGCCGGAGCGGGGCAGCUUAUAUUGGUGGGAUUUGCUCAUUGCUGAAAGGAGGAGGCGUGAAUGAAUUUGGGAAAACUGAUUUAAUGGCAGUUACACUUGCCCAGUCCUUAGCCCAUAAUAUUGGUAUUAUCUCAGACAAAAGAAAGUUAGCAAGUGGUGAGUGUAAAUGUGAGGAUACAUGGUCUGGAUGCAUAAUGGGAGAUACUGGCUAUUAUCUUCCUAAAAAGUUCACCCAGUGUAAUAUUGAAGAGUAUCAUGACUUCUUGAAUAGUGGAGGUGGUGCCUGCCUUUUCAACAAACCUUCUAAGCUUCUCGACCCUCCUGAGUGUGGCAACGGCUUUAUUGAAACUGGAGAGGAGUGUGACUGUGGGACUCCUACAGAAUGUGGCCUUGAAGGAGCAGAAUGUUGUAAGAAAUGCACCUUGACUCAAGACUCUCAGUGCAGUGAUGGCCUUUGUUGUAAAAACUGCAAGUUUCAGCCUAUGGGGACUGUGUGCCGAGAAGCAGUAAAUGAUUGUGAUAUUCGUGAAAAAUGCUCAGGAAAUUCAAGCCAGUGUGCCCCUAACAUUCAUAAAAUGGAUGGAUACUCAUGUGAUGGUGUUCAGGGAAUUUGCUUUGGAGGAAGAUGUAAAACCAGGGAUAGACAAUGCAAAUACGUCUGGGGGCAAAAAGUGACAGCAUCAGACAAAUACUGCUAUGAGAAACUGAAUAUUGAAGGGACCGAGAAGGGUAACUGUGGCAAAGACAAAGACACCUGGAUACAGUGCAACAAACGGGAUGUGCUUUGUGGCUACCUUUUAUGUACUAAUAUUGGUAAUAUCCCAAGGCUUGGAGAACUGGAUGGUGAAAUCACAUCUACUUUAGUUGUACAGCAGGGGAGAACAUUAAAUUGCAGUGGUGGCCAUGUUAAGCUUGACGAAGAUGUAGAUCUUGGCUAUGUGGAAGAUGGUACACCUUGUGGUUCUCAAAUGAUGUGCUUAGAACACAGGUGUCUUCCUGUGGCAUCUUUCAACUUUAGUACUUGCUUAAGCAAUAAAGAAGGCACUAUUUGUUCAGGAAAUGGAGUUUGUAGUAAUGAGCUGAAAUGUGUGUGUAAUAGACACUGGAUUGGUGCGGACUGUAACACUUACUUCCCACACAAUGAUGAUGCAAAGACUGGUAUAACGCUGUCUGGCAAUGGUGUUGCUGGUACCAAUAUCAUAAUAGGCAUAAUUGCUGGCACUAUUUUAGUACUGGCCCUCAUAUUAGGAAUAACUGCAUGGGGUUAUAAAAACUAUCGAGAACAGAGGUCAAAUGGACUUUCGCAUUCUUGGAGUGAAAGAAUACCAGACACAAAGCAUAUUUCAGACAUCUGUGAAAAUGGGCGUCCUCGAAGUAAUUCUUGGCAAGGUAACCUGGGAGGCAACAGAAAGAAAAUCAGAGGCAAAAGAUUUAGACCUCGGUCUAACUCAACUGAGUAUUUAAACCCAUGGUUCAAAAGAGACUAUAAUGUAGCUAAGUGGGUAGAAGAUGUGAAUAAAAACACUGAAGGACCAUACUUUAGGACUUUAUCACCUGCCAAGUCUCCUUCUUCAUCAACUGGGUCUAUUGCCUCCAGCAGAAAAUACCCUUACCCAAUGCCUCCACUUCCCGAUGAAGAGAAGAAAGCCAACCGACAAAGUGCCAGGCUAUGGGAGACAUCCAUUUAAGAUCAACUGUUUACAUGUGACACAUCGAAACUGUUUACUUCAACUUUUAUAGAAACCCAGCCUCAUGGAAACACUGCAAAUCUAUCUGCUCUUCAGACAACACAAAGACCCUCUGAGAUGGCACAGAGGAGAGGAAGCUGAUUAUCACAUCUAGAUAUCAUUUUCUUUUUGUCAUUGGCUUAGGAUUUAACUGAACCAUGAAAAGAAAUGUUAUAUUAUAACACAGAACAAUAAAGGGACUGGUAUGUUAAUGGAUAAUCCGCAUGACAGAUAUAAGUAGAACUAUCACUAAAAUUAACUCACAUGACCCAAAUGUAGCAAGUUUCUUAAGGGACUACAGUGGAUUCAGAACUUGACAUUCUGAAGCACAUUCUCCUUGUAGACAGUAAUGCUAUGUGCAUGAAGCUUCUGUUUAUUGUUUUCCACAUGUAAGGAAACAACAUCCCAUAAUAGAAACUAGCAUGCGGGGCUAAGGCAUAUAGGAUCUUUCUGCAGGACUUUUAAGCUUUGAGAGGCCAAUAUCCCAUAUCUAACUUUAAACAUGUAUUUUAAUUUUUGUUUUAUUUUUUACUUUUCAUACUUAUAGCAGCAUACACGGACAAUUGUACAUAUGUAAACAUUUUUAAAAUUAAAAAGAAAAACAGCUGUUACACACAAGUGUAUUUUGCCAAAUGCCUAAAAACAGUCUAUUACAAAUCACAUCAUCAUCAUCCAUCAAAUGGUCCUUAAAGAUUGUACACAGAUGUUGUAAAUAAUAGUGAUCAGUGCUGUAAAUUUGUCUCUCCAUAAUUAGUAUUUGUCCAAAACAUGUGAUAUCUCUUUAAAUUAUAGACAGUCUGGAGGCAGUUUUAUUGAGUGGUUCAUUGAGCAAAAGAACAAGAUGUCCAGCAAUUCCUAUGGCCUCCACAGCCUGCUGGAGCAGGAGCCCA
Molecule: messenger RNA, 3836 nt
Organism: Orycteropus afer afer
Lineage: Eukaryota; Metazoa; Chordata; Mammalia; Tubulidentata; Orycteropodidae
Source: RefSeq, a predicted model, not a curated record